CAAUUACAAAAGCCCUCGUGGAAAUCAAAACGACAUAGUUUACCUCGGUUCUCUUUGUAAUGGUAACAGUUUAUUUUCCUCCCUUGCAUCAGUCAAACAAGCGUCCUUCAGUUUUGCACUGAAAUCUUCGGACAAAAAAUCUAGACACCGUUUUCCAGGAAAUCAUGGAAACCAGUAGGGGUCAGGGUGGAAUCCAGCAGUUGCUUGCUGCGGAACAAGAGGCUCAGCAUAUCGUGAAUGCCGCCAGAAAUGCAAAGAUGGCUAGGCUGAAACAAGCCAAGGAAGAGGCUGAAAAAGAGAUUGCUGAACAUCGAGCUCAAGCGGAGGAGGAGUUCCAGAGGAAAGUUGCUGAGAGCAGUGGAGAUUCAGGUGCUAAUGUGAAGCGGCUUGAGCAAGAGACAGAAGCAAAGAUUCACCACCUGAAGCAUGAGGCUGCAAGAAUAUCAGAUGAUGUUGUCCAAAUGCUUCUCAAGCAUGUGACAACAGUGAAGAAUUAAGCCCCUGGACAUGGCAAACGGUCAAAAUCUGUUAUACCAGUUUUUUUCUCUUGGCGUGGUUUAUCCUAGGCCAUAGCUUCCUGCGUGCUGUAGCAUUUGCCUUGUUCUGUUCACUUAAUUUAAACUGUGCACGGCAAAUUAGACCUUUUUAUUGUCGAAUAAAGCACUUCAAGAAUAUAUUCGCCAACUGAUUUGCCCAGUAUUUGUCACUAUCUUAUUCUGUAGUAGGGGAAUAGAGCAAUAAAGUUUUACUUAGGUCAAUAUGUUUGACAUUUGAACUUAAAUUUAUAGUUAUGAUCAGAAUCCCAAACCUUUUGUUUUUA
This is a messenger RNA of Theobroma umbraticum, 820 nucleotides long. Its product is annotated as V-type proton ATPase subunit G1-like. The record is from RefSeq and is a predicted model, not a curated record. Gene Ontology annotation, molecular function: ATP hydrolysis activity; proton-transporting ATPase activity, rotational mechanism. Gene Ontology annotation, cellular component: vacuolar proton-transporting V-type ATPase complex; vacuolar proton-transporting V-type ATPase, V1 domain. NCBI's taxonomy places the organism in Eukaryota, Viridiplantae, Streptophyta, Magnoliopsida, Malvales, Malvaceae. Gene Ontology annotation, biological process: proton transmembrane transport.